GCGCCGGCCUGCGAGCUCCAGCGCUCGCCGAGGGAGGAAGAGCAGCGGCCGAAAGGCCUGAGUGACAAACAUGGGCGGCGGCGACCUGAACCUGAAGAAGAGCUGGCAUCCGCAAACUCUACGCAAUGUGGAAAAAGUCUGGAAAGCGGAACAGAAACAUGAAGCCGAGCGAAAGAAAAUUGAAGAGCUGCAGCGGGAGCUGCGUGAGGAGCGAGCACGAGAAGAAAUGCAGCGUUAUGCAGAAGAUGUGGGCGCUGUCAAGAAAAAAGAUGAAAAGUUGGACUGGAUGUACCAAGGGCCAGGGGGCAUGGUGAACAGAGAGGAAUACCUUAUGGGCCGCCCAGUUGACAAGUAUGUCUUCCAGACGAUGGAUGAUAAGGAAGCUGGCUGUUCCUCGGAGACUGGCCUUCUGCCAGGCUCAAUCUUUGCCCAAACAGGUGCCAACUCUGCCUUGGAUAUAGCCAGCAAAAUUCGAGAAGAUCCCCUUUUCAUGAUAAGGAAGAGAGAGGAAGAGAAGAAACGUGAAGUUCUGAACAACCCAGUAAAAAUGAAGAAGAUUAAAGAACUGUUGCAAAGCAGUUUGGAAAAAAAGGAAAAGAAGAAGAAGAGGAAAGAGAAGAAAAAGAAGCACAAGAAACAUAGACACCAUAGUCCUAGCAGCAGUGAAGAUGAACAGAGUAAAGCCAAGUACUAUGAGAAAACUGACAGUUUAUCCUUGGAGUCCCUCCAUCCCAAAAUAUCAGGCUAUGGUUUGCAGGUUCGUGGUGAUGGCCUUGACAGGAAGCUUUCCUACAAGCCUUCCAAAAGUUCUAGGUCAGAGAGCAAAUGCCUAUCACCACAGAAGUACAGUGACAAGACAAGCAAGUGUGAGGCAGAGUACAGAAGGCCAAGAUCACCUCUGGGUAACACUAAACAGCACAACAGUAAGGAGGAGAAGGCCAGAACUGCACGCAGGAGUCCUCUCUCUAAGAAAGAAGGCUACAGGAGACAGCAGGCCUCCGGGUAUACUAGAAAUCUCUCAGCUGAAGAACUGGAGCAGAAGCGGCAAGAAAUGAUGGCGAAUGCAAAGUGGCGGGAGGAGGAGAGAGCAAAUAACGUGAAGAAACAUCGGAAGGAAGAAGCACGGGAGAAGGAGCUGGAGAAGCUGGACAGGCGGGAUGGGAAGUUCAUACACCACAUAAAACUCGAGAGCGCGUCCACCUCCUCCCUUGAGGAAAGAGUAAAGAGGAAUAUUCACUCUAUCCAAAGGACACCAGCAGCCCUAGAAAAAAACUUCAUGCGAAGAUGAGCAUGCUUUCUCUUCCUUCACUGAGGACUUGCAUACUGUGGGUACUUUUUAUCCCUUGAGAGGAUGAGAAUGGGCUGGGGUGGAUGCUUUACCUCUCAGUGGAACAGGGAGCGAGGCCAUCUUUCCCUUCUCGUGAGGAGGUGUGGUGCACACUGAGUGUCCUAAAGGUCUGCGAUCCGACUCAGGGGCAGGUGUGAUAUGCUCCAUUCAAGCAGAUUUGACUUGGAGGGCUUGAUCUUGGUUUCCUCCACAACUCCACAGCCUCCACUAGCCCCUCCAUUCUUUCAUACUAUGUGCAUCCAUUGUGGGUGUCAUUAAUAAGAAGCAGGGUGUCAAAAAAAGGCUUUCCUUUUUUCUGGAGGAUGCCGGGAUGGUUUGUAAGAGGAAGGGCUAACCAACAAGGUUAUAUUUUAUUAGCUGAUACAUUUUCGCCACUUUUGUACAGAGCCCAACUUGCUUGGUCUUUGGAUAGGUCCAAACAUGCAGUGUGCACCUGUGCUUCUUAUGGCUUGUUGUGUUGAGUUCAUUUCUGUUCUUUGUCAUUUGUGUCACCCCAGUAACUAUGGGGCUUUUAAAUAAGACAUGCCACAUAACAACUGCUAUAUGAUCCAGAAUUUCCUUGUUUUGUAUCUAGAAGAGGGUCUAUUUUUAUUAAGACUUUAUAUGGGAUAUAUGCCUACUUCUGCUUUUGAAGUAGGCAAGCUUACUUUUCUGGAGAACGGCAAAAAGUGGUGUCUAACCAAAUUAAAUGUCAUUAAUGUGAUCUAAUGUGUGCGAUGGCACUGUGACAUGUAAAACUCUGAUGUUUGUAUAUUUGGUUGGCAUUAAACCUGUUUUUGAAGCAGGUUCUUAACAUCCUAGUGAUGAGUCUUCCUAAUAAGCAGCUUGUACUACAGGGGGUUUGAUAAUAGGGUGGGUUUCAGUGCAACUGGACAGAAAGGUGCAGGGCCUACAAAAACAUCACACGACCCACCCACCCCCCAUUUCCCUUGUUGGAAACCAGAUUUGGAAGUAGGCUCUUUUUUGGAGUGAAGAAGGGCGUAAUUAAAGCCUGAACCCAAAUGGGGCCUGUUGGGAAGGACAACCACCAUCCCCCAAAGCUUCCUGGAAAGGAUCUUGGGGUGUGUGAGGGUGUUCUCUUGCAGGAGCAUCCUUCUUUCUCAUGUGCACAUGGAAGACAAGAUGUGUUGGUGGCUGCUUUUCAAUUUUUGCCCCUGUGAUAUUUCAUACUCUUCUGGAAUUAUGUCCACUUUGUAAAGAGAGUUUUUGACACUAUGGGUCCAGUUUUCUAUUAGACAUUAAAAACACCUCUGCAUAUUUAA
This is a messenger RNA of Eublepharis macularius, 2610 nucleotides long. It is a transcript of the gene CWC25, whose product is annotated as CWC25 spliceosome associated protein homolog. The record is from RefSeq and is a predicted model, not a curated record. The transcript is spliced from 10 exons. Gene Ontology annotation, cellular component: U2-type spliceosomal complex. The coding region runs from base 71 to 1288 and encodes 405 amino acids. NCBI's taxonomy places the organism in Eukaryota, Metazoa, Chordata, Lepidosauria, Squamata, Eublepharidae. Gene Ontology annotation, biological process: mRNA splicing, via spliceosome.